Saxophila tyrrhenica is the source of this 1041-nucleotide messenger RNA. RefSeq lists its product as uncharacterized. NCBI's taxonomy places the organism in Eukaryota, Fungi, Ascomycota, Dothideomycetes, Mycosphaerellales, Extremaceae. Bases 1 to 1041 code for a protein of 346 amino acids. The record is from RefSeq and is a predicted model, not a curated record. The transcript is spliced from 2 exons.
AUGAACAACGGAGCUCCAAUGGACAACGAGUUUGCAGGUACGGGCGAUUGGAUCAACGACGCAAACGGACCUCCCUACCCACCUGCGGACUAUCAGUACCCCUCUCCUACUGUCGCCCACCAAGCGCCUCGAGCGUACCACAACGCGCCGUCAAGAUCCGGGCCAGAUGGAACCAUCAACGCUCAAUUGGGACAUGCACCUGUCUACGAACAACCGCCCGGGCCUGUUGUGCCAGGGCAAGGGUGGAACGUCCACCAAUAUGCUCUGCAACCGGAUGAGCGAAUAUAUAUCGGGCUCCCGGCUCAACACCCACUACGGGCAUAUUGGUCCCCUUACGCACAGGUGCCGCGUCUGUCGCAACAACCAGCCCCAGUCGCCUCAUGGUUCGUACCAAACCAGGAUGAGAUGCGGGCGAACGAUUACCUUGGUCCCCCAUACCACCCUGGGCCCGCAGGGAUGCCUCAGCAUGCCUCUUUACAAGGAUAUGCGCCCGACUUCAACAUGCCCGACGAACCGAUGUUCCAUGCUCCAGAAGUUCUACCACAGCCACCCUACAUCAAUGUUCGGUGGCCACCCUCGGCACCACCCAACGAAUCUGCAACAGGACGAUGGCUGCGAGAUUCCAGGACCGUUCAAGAGCUCACUGGACCUCAGAUCGCUGCUACUGUCCCGAUCGCCCCGACAGCCAAUCCGCUUCCCACUCCGCCAAGCACUAUCACCCGCUCCUCCGGCAGUUCAGCACGCCGGCGGAAGACUGAGAUUCUCAGCUACGCUUCGACACGGCAGGGGACUUGGCUCACCACAAAAUCUCCGUGCAUGGCGCACGCAGGUACCCCUGCCGUCAAUGCUCGGAAGAGUUCGUCUACCCAAAGGACCUACGGCGCCAUGCUAAGGGACAGCAUGGCGACCGUACAGUCCUUCCGCGGUGGUACUGUCCUGUCGCUGAGUGUAAUUAUUACACGAAAGGGUUCUCUACAAACUGGAACUGUACCAGACACGUUGAAAACGCUCAUGCAGUUGCAACCUCAUCUGCGUCGAUGA